This is a messenger RNA of Caenorhabditis remanei, 453 nucleotides long. RefSeq lists its product as uncharacterized. Lineage: Eukaryota; Metazoa; Nematoda; Chromadorea; Rhabditida; Rhabditidae. Bases 1 to 453 code for a protein of 150 amino acids. The transcript has 2 exons. The record is from RefSeq and is a predicted model, not a curated record.
AUGUCGUUCCAAUUGUUGCUCGUUUUGGCGAUAUUCGUCGUUCCGGCUACUUCCAAUAUUCUCAUGCCUCAUAGUUUCUUCGCAACAAGGUCUGAGGCCAUGUUGGAGAACCCAGCCAACUACCAGAACCUGGAAGAAAACAUUGAUAACGUCAAUGAGAUGACAUCAUCUAGAUUCAGUUCUGGACCCAAUGGAAAUGUCGUGAACAACAAUGGAAACAACAAUCACUUGCAAACUGAACACGCCCGCAACUGCUUUUUCACCCCCGUCCAAUGCAUGUUGCCGAUGACCGACUCCCACAAAGAUGUCCAGUCAUUGCACGGUGUCUAUUCCCCAACCGCCAACCACGUCCGCCGAAGCGUCGAUACCAUGCUAACAUCUCCAUGGGGCUACACGGAUCUUAUCAAACGCGGAGGCGACAACCGGUUCUAUCAAUGGCUCAGCAGAUUCUAA